Cavenderia fasciculata is the source of this 1602-nucleotide messenger RNA. Its product is annotated as acetyl-coA hydrolase. The transcript has 4 exons. Gene Ontology annotation, molecular function: acetate CoA-transferase activity; acetyl-CoA hydrolase activity. The record is from RefSeq and is a predicted model, not a curated record. Gene Ontology annotation, cellular component: mitochondrion. Gene Ontology annotation, biological process: acetate metabolic process. Lineage: Eukaryota; Evosea; Eumycetozoa; Acytosteliales; Cavenderiaceae. The coding region runs from base 1 to 1602 and encodes 533 amino acids.
AUGAAAUCAUCAAAAGUAGCCGAUACACUAUUAAAUACAGUCAUUAAAGAUAGAAUUAAAAGACCAUCUCUAUUGAACAAAAUAUGUGACCCCCAAAGUCUAAUUAACCAUUUCCAAAAUGGAAUGUAUCUUGGAUGGAGUGGAUUUGCAGGAACUGGAUAUCCAAAGAUGAUGCCAAUUGCAUUGGCAGAUCAUGUUGAAAAGAAUCAAUUACAGGGUAAAAUGAAAUACAAUCUAUUUGUUGGUGCUUCUACUGGUGCUGAAACAGAGGAUAGAUGGGCUGGAUUGGAUAUGAUCGAUCGUCGUUAUCCACAUCAAGUAGGUCGUAACCUAAGAAAAGGUAUCAAUAGUGAUAAGAUUAGAUUCUCUGAUGAACAUUUAUCAAUCUUUGCCAAUGAAUUACAAUAUGGAUACUAUACAAUGAACAAAGAAGGAAACAAAAGAAAAUUAGAUAUUGCUAUUGUUGAAGCUACUGAAAUUACUGAAGAUGGUGAUAUUGUUCCAGGAGCAAGUGUUGGUAUUUUACCAGAAAUAUUACAAAUGGCAGAUAAAGUAAUUAUAGAAUUAAAUACAUCUCUGCCUUCAUUAAGAGGAUUACAUGAUAUGGUGUCUAUCCCUCUACCACCACAUACCAAACCUUUCCCAUUGUCAAGGGUAGAUGAUAGAAUAGGUGUGGAUGCAUUCCCAUGUAAUCCAGAUAAAAUCAUAGGUAUUGUUGAAUCGCAAGCACCCGAUGCAACUACUGACAAUGAUCCAGAGGAUGAAGUAUCCAAUGCCAUUGCUCAACACAUUGUCAGAUUUUUGGAAAGAGAGGUUGGUGCAGGUCGCCUUCCACCCAGUCUCCUUCCACUUCAAAGUGGUAUAGGGUCGAUUGCCAACGCUGUCAUUGGUGGUAUCUCACGUUCACCUUUUGAAAAUAUUACAGUUUGGACUGAAGUUUUACAAGACACCUUUCUUGACUUUUUUGAUAAUGGAAAACUAAAAUUUGCAUCAGCAACAUCACUUAGAUUCUCACCGGCUGGAUUCAACCGACUAUUUAGUAAUUGGCCAAAUUAUCGUGAUAAACUUGUACUACGUAAUCAAUCGAUUAGUAAUGGUGCAGAGUUGGUUCGUCGACUUGGUGUCAUUGCAUUGAAUACUCCUGUCGAGUUUGAUAUCUAUGGACAUGUCAAUUCAACCUGUGUACAAGGUUCAAAGAUGUUGAAUGGUGUUGGUGGCAGUGGAGACUUUUUACGUAACUCUAAAUUGUCGAUUGUACACGCACCGUCGACACGUCCAACCAAAACAGAUGAACAUGGUAUCACAUCGAUCGUUCCAUUUUGUUCACAUAUCGAUCACCCGGAACAUGACAUUGAUGUAGUGGUCACUGAACAAGGACUUGCCGAUCUUAGAGGUUUGUGUCCAAGAGACCGUGCCAGAACCAUCAUUGAAAAGUGUAGUCAUCCACUCUACAAACCACUUUUACUAGACUAUUACGAACGCGCACAUACCAAAGGACUCAAAACAUUCUCGAGUCACGAGCCACACAUGUUAGACAAGGCAUUCAAAAUGUACCAAAAUCUUGAAGAAAAAGGUACAAUGAGAAUUUCAAGUUGGGAUUAA